Molecule: messenger RNA, 1174 nt
Organism: Xiphophorus couchianus (Monterrey platyfish)
Lineage: Eukaryota; Metazoa; Chordata; Actinopteri; Cyprinodontiformes; Poeciliidae
Gene: bsx
Product: brain-specific homeobox
Exons: 3
Coding region: 112-798 (228 amino acids)
Biological process (GO): regulation of DNA-templated transcription
Molecular function (GO): DNA binding; DNA-binding transcription factor activity, RNA polymerase II-specific
Source: RefSeq, a predicted model, not a curated record
GCACCGUGUCGCUCGGCUUUCACACACAGGGUGCAUUUAAUCCGCGGAAGCUCGCAAGGGACAGUCAGAUGCUGGUGCAGGUUUAAGGAGAGGGAGGAAAACACUAUCACCAUGAGUGUGAACUAUGCGUCCGCAGCGCCCACGCAGAGAUCCACGUCAUUUUUCAUUGAGGAUAUCCUGUUGCACAAACCAAAGCCACUGAGAGAGGUUAUUCCCGCGCCCUUCUGCAGCUCCCUGGCCUCCAGAAUGCCCAUCCUGGAGUAUGGAUAUCCUCUGAUUCCGACGCCAAUUCUGGCUCCUCAUCCUCACCCACUCCAUAAGCCGGAGCAUCACCAGUACUUUUUCACACCUGGGAUGCAGAUGCCGGCUCUGUUCCAGCACCACGCAGAGUUACCAGGGAAACACUGCCGGCGCAGGAAGGCCCGAACCGUGUUUUCUGACUCCCAGCUGUCCGGACUGGAGAAGCGCUUCGAGAUCCAGCGGUACCUGUCCACACCGGAGAGAGUGGAGCUGGCCACGGCGCUCAGCCUCUCCGAGACACAGGUUAAAACGUGGUUUCAGAACCGGCGAAUGAAACACAAGAAGCAGCUGAGGAAGGCGCAGGAUGAGCGGAAGACCCCAGCAGAGAUGGAGCGCUGCGCAGAGAACUCCAGCGCGGAGAGCGACCUGAACGAGAAGAGCGCGGAGGAGCUGAGACGCGGCCUGGAGGCGGACUCAUACAUGCUGGAGGAGAACGACGACGACGACGACGACGUGGACAUCGAGGACGAUAUUUGCUCCACAGAUCAUCUACUAUAGGAGCACACCUGUAAGCAUCGGCCUCUGCUAAUGAAACACAAACUCUGACUUUUCUCCAGAGAUAAAGAGUUCAAUGUGAGCUCAUUAUUAUUAUUAUUAUUAUUAUUAUUAUUAUUAUUAUUAUUAUUAUUUCCUUCUACAGAGUCUAAACCUGGUAAAUUCGUGUUAUUUCGUAUUUCUGUAAAUUCCUGUACAUAAGUCUAGCUCCGUCAUAUAAACGCAUUGUGCAACCCCGCCCCUCUCAUACAUUUGCACUUUCAUCCCAAACAAGAUAUCUUUCUCUCUUUUUAUCUCAUGUUUAAAUGUCUUUUGCAGUUUGUCCAUUUUGUUGGAAAAUGUCUGUAAAUAUACACAUACAAAAUAUAUUGAAACAGCA